This is a messenger RNA of Cladophialophora carrionii CBS 160.54, 126 nucleotides long. RefSeq lists its product as uncharacterized. The coding region runs from base 1 to 126 and encodes 41 amino acids. The record is from RefSeq and is a predicted model, not a curated record. Lineage: Eukaryota; Fungi; Ascomycota; Eurotiomycetes; Chaetothyriales; Herpotrichiellaceae. The transcript has a single exon.
AUGUAUCGAGGGAGACAGCCGCGAGGGUCGUCAAUGGCACGUUGCUCCUUCGAACAUCCUACAGUCUCCAAGUGUCUUUGGCUUUGGCCACGCAGCAAUCUGUGGCGGCACAGCUCGACCAGCUGA